Molecule: messenger RNA, 3753 nt
Organism: Purpureocillium takamizusanense
Lineage: Eukaryota; Fungi; Ascomycota; Sordariomycetes; Hypocreales; Ophiocordycipitaceae
Gene: TGL5
Product: Lipase 5
Exons: 3
Coding region: 455-2839 (794 amino acids)
Biological process (GO): lipid metabolic process
Molecular function (GO): triacylglycerol lipase activity
Source: RefSeq, a predicted model, not a curated record
CACCACCACCACCGCCACCACACCCAAACAAACGACGGCGGCCCAACUCUCCUCCAGUCCAGUUGAAUUGCUUUCUCCUGAUGCGCAACCUCAACAACACCCCGCGGCCCGUCUUCUCAUGACGACGUGGGAUUCCCGCUCCUCGAACCUCCUGAUCUAGUCUUUCUCCUUGCGCAUAUCUACCUACCGGCUACGCUGUAUAGAGUAUACGCGUUCGACCUCGUCAGCAGCCACGGCAUUCCUACCAUCUCCAACGACGACAGGCCGACACCGCCGCCGGCUCCCGGGGCGUCCGACAAGCACCCUAUCCCUGUUGUCGUUCCCUAAUAGACCUCUUCGAAUUCGACUCCGCCGGGCCAGAGUGCUGGCAGCAAAGCAGACUUGCGUGCUGCUAGCCCCCGACAUGGCUUGAGAGCGCACAACCACCAGCGAUAUUCAUUCCCAGAUCGCCAUCAUGCCAGACCUGCUGUUGCCGCCGAGCGGCCCCCCCUUGGCGCACAAUUCACAACGGGGAGAUCCGGCGUCCCGAUCCAAGACGUCGUCGAGCCGACGGCUGUCAAAACCACCGCAACCUGUCGGCCUUGCCGGCCGACUGUCGCGAACAUGCAAGAGCGCCAACGACCUCUUUCUCAGUUGGAAGGAUGGCAUGACGGUCGAGCAACGCGAAAAGGCAAAGGCACGCGACGAGAGAAGGAGCGUCCUGUGCUUCCGCAUCAAGACGGCCGACUCCUACAAGCAGUGGGAAGCCGCCGCCCAGGAGCUGGACACGCUCGAGGGCAACGACGCCUGGAAGACCGACUCCUUGUCCGGCGACUACAACCCCCAGCUCAUCCAGAACAGGCUGCAGGCCCUCGAUGACGCCCGCCUGCGAUGCGACAUCCGCGCCAUGAUGCACCUCGUCCGCACCGCCCUCUCGCGAGACCUCGGCGGCAUGGGCAACGUCGACCUCUACCGCCACUCGUACGUCGGCACCAAGAAGCUCAUCGAGCGGUACGUCGACUCGGCCAUCCAGACCAUUGACGCCGUCGUCGCGCAGAGCACCAUCGACAAGGAUGUCCAGUCCAAGGAUCUGCUCGAGGGCAUGCUCCUGUCCCGCCAGAGCUUUGGGCGCAGCGCCCUGCUGCUCUCCGGCGGCGGCACCUUUGGCAUGACGCACAUAGGCGUGCUCAAGGCCCUGUUCGAGGCCCAGCUGCUCCCGAGGAUCAUAUCCGGGGCCAGCGCCGGGAGCAUAGUCUGCGCUGUCAUGUGCACGCGCACCGACGAGGAGAUUCCCGCCCUCAUCAACGAGUUUCCCUUUGGUGACCUCGGCGUAUUCGAGGCCCACGAUAGCCAGCUCGGCGUCCUCGACCACGUUCGCCGUCUUCUGACCGAGGGCAGCUGGUCCGACAUUGCCAAUCUCACCCGGGUCAUGCGCGGCUUGACCGGCGACCUGACGUUCCAGGAAGCCUACAACCGCACCCGCCGCAUCCUCAACAUUUGCGUGUCGACGGCGUCCAUCUACGAGCUGCCUCGGCUGCUCAACUAUGUCACCGCACCCAACGUCAUGAUAUGGUCUGCCGUCGCGGCCUCGUGCUCCGUCCCCCUCGUCUUCACCUCGUCCCCCCUCCUCGUCAAGGAUCCCAUCACCGGCGAGCAUCUCCCCUGGAACCCCACCCCGCAGCGCUUCAUCGACGGCUCCGUCGACAACGACCUGCCCAUGACCCGCCUCGCAGAGAUGUUCAAUGUCAACCACUUCAUCGUCUCCCAGGUCAACCCCCACGUGGUCCCCUUUCUUGCCAAGGAUGACCAUCUCUCCCCCGACGGCCGAGCGGACAAGAGCGCAGCGAGCGCCGCCGACGAGUUUGAUUGGCCUUCGACCAUUGCGUCGCUGGCCAAGGACGAGGCCCUGCAUAGACUGCAGUUCAUGGCAGAAAUUGGCCUGUUCCCCAACCUCAUGACCAAAUGCCGAAGCGUCCUCAGUCAAAAGUACUCGGGCGACAUCACCAUCCUGCCUGAGAUUACGAUGCACGACCUGCCGCGGCUCAUGAGCAAUCCGACCUCCGACUUCAUGCUGAGGUCGUCUGUUCUCGGCGAGCGGGCAACAUGGCCGAAGCUCAGUAGAAUCAGGGACCGGUGCGCCAUCGAGCUGGCUCUGGACCGCGCGGUACAUCGUCUGCGCACGAGAGUCGUGUUUUCCGAGAGCCAAAGGGAUCUGAGGCAGCUCAGCUCCGGCAUGGCCAGCAUGCGCGUCAACAUGCCUGUGUCCAUCUCGGGUCGGCCGCCCACGGCGGGCUCCCUGGCUCCGUGGUUGACGGGACACCUGCCCAGACGGCAACGGCGCAGAUCAGGAGGGAGUGUCCAGACCAUGGCAGACGGACGGCUCGGCUUUGAUAGUAACAUCACGGACGACGACACAGCCGAGGAGGAGCGGCUGGAGAUGGUCAGGCGUCGAAGCCGCGACAGCUCGCCCACUACCCUCCGCAAGCCCAAGCUGAAGCGGGCUGCCAGAAGUCAUGUUCAUGUCCCCCAGCACCGGGCCCUCUUCACGGCCGUCUCGCCGCUGCACGACACGCAAAGUCACCCUGGGUUCAGCUUUGCCCGGCCUCUGUCGGGGGGCGAGUUUAAGGGCGCUAGGCUGAAGCCGGCUGUCUCCGUGCCAUGGGCGCCUUACGUGGAGUCCCCGCGCGGGACAGCCGCAUCUCCGACGGAUGAAGUAGAGACGAGCGAGCAGGAUCACUCCAGCGACGCGGAUGCGGAGCUCGCCACGGAAGAGAGCGACCCGGACCCCUACGAGGGACAGCAGCAGAGGGCUGGGCCGGCGAAGGAUGCCAUGGAGCAGGAGGUGGUGGCCUCGUCCUGAGGCACAUGGCCGACAUGCAUUGCAUCAUGAGCGUUUGUUUUAUUUGGUCACAUUAUAACAGUACACGCAUAGCAGGACGCGUCUUGGAUCAUACCCAGCAUUGUCUUGUUGUCUUACCGUAUCGAGAGCACUGCUUUAUUAUGCCACCCGUCACACUCGAAUGGCUUGGCGAAGCGAGAUUCUACGUCGGCUACGACGCCUUCUCCAGCACACGUCUCCUCCGCCACGCCCAACGUCAUCGCCACCGCGAAGCAGAGGGCUGCGGCGGGCGGCCCGCGCCUGCGCACCUUUAUGUGUACUCUUCUAGAAUCUUCCAAGCCCGGCACGCGCCGCCCAGACGCGACAUGACGCGUUACGUAUUGGCUCGCGGCACCCUACCCGACCCGUGGGCACGACUGUAGCCUGAGCCCCCCGAGUUGGAGGAUGUCCGGGGAGUUGUACAGUCAGUCCCUCAUUACUGUUGUCUCAUGCGAAUCUGCAGAUUAUAGAGACCUAUCAUUAUUUACAUCGUUUCCAAUCAUUAUUUACCUCAUUUUCAAUCAUUCCUUACCUCAUUAUUAACUUUAUAUUAAACCUCCGCCAUCGAUAAUGCCUCUGCGUACGCUCGAAGCCUUCGGCUUCACAAAGCGGGUUCCCAAGCCAAUUGCGCCUUCUCCGGCUAAUACCCCGUCCAGCGCCCCAGAUGCCCAAGCCCCAUCAAAGCCAGCCAUUUCCUCUUAUGAGGAUACACCAGAGCCUGCUAUAGCAGGCCAGGCCGUCGCCAUAGAACCACGGCCAUGUCCAUUUCUUCAUGUAUGCGAAGUAGCGGCCGCACAUGACUAUGGCAGUCUUACGAGUCUGCUUAAAAAGAAGUCCUGGACGCAUAUCAGAGACGCAGUCCACGCUAGAUGCGAGGACUCGUGGAAGAUUUUCGU